Molecule: messenger RNA, 551 nt
Organism: Tripterygium wilfordii
Lineage: Eukaryota; Viridiplantae; Streptophyta; Magnoliopsida; Celastrales; Celastraceae
Exons: 2
Coding region: 190-540 (116 amino acids)
Source: RefSeq, a predicted model, not a curated record
UCACAAAUUCGUGCGAGAGAAACGGAUGGCCUCCGACGGUCAAGUUCUCCAGACAGUAUAAAUGGAACCAAAAGGACACCAUUUUCAAACCAUCGUGUGCGCUCUCUGUUCAUACUACAAAGAAAAAAAUACUAAAAAAAAAAAAAGCUGAUUAUACUCUGUUUCUACUAAAGAAAAACAGAAAAGAGCAUGGGAAGGUUGGGUUUUUCUCUGGUGUUCUUGCUGGCAGUAACCCUCUCAAUCCAUUCGGUAAUGGGUACGUUUGAAACUGCUGAAUACUUACUCGAUCAAUUGAAAGGCGUUGCCUCAGGCGAAGAGGACGCAACAAAGAACCUUCGAAACAAUGCAGUUGAAAUGAUGGAUGAUGCCAAAGAUUCCUACGGUACCUGGACUGAUUGGGCCAAAAACAAGCUUGAGGGUCUUGGUUUUAUCUCCGAAAGCCCACCACCAGCAGACGAAGCGUUACCUCCAUCAGAUGCAUUCUCAGACUCGACUGGAUCAGCUGGAUAUGCACCAGCGGGGGCACCUCAGGCAUAUUAGAGUCCGUUAAA